Molecule: messenger RNA, 2020 nt
Organism: Gryllus bimaculatus (two-spotted cricket)
Lineage: Eukaryota; Metazoa; Arthropoda; Insecta; Orthoptera; Gryllidae
Source: the annotation of a GenBank genome assembly
UCACUGUAGUGACAUUGAGCUCCCUAUUGGAAGAAACCACAAUACCUGAUUUACUUCAAAUGCAAGGUUGAAUAAAUCUUAGUUAAUGUAAUAGCUGCUUUAGUGAAAAGGCGGGAAUGCGGGAAAGAUUCAGUGAUGACAAAGAUGUGAUUCGUAUUUAAGUAUUUCCGAUGGAGACAGAUCAGGUUGAUGCGUUGGGCUGAAUUUGUAACUGUAAUUGCCAAUUGCCAAAUGUUGUGAAGAUUGCAAGAAUUGCACCUUUAAAAUGGGAGAUACAAGAAGAAAGAAAGUUAACGUAACAUACAUUAGUGAUAGUGACGUCGCGAAUAUAUUUGUUUCUUUAGAUGGUGAAGGGCUGUAUGAUUCACAAAAGGGCAGAGUGAAGAGGAAAGCAGACACUUUGAAAUGUGAGCAAGAAGAUAUAGAAUUGCCAGAUUUGGCUGUACAAAGCAAACCAUCAAAUCUGUUUGAAAGUGGAGACGUGACUGGGCAGCAAAUCUUUGGUUUCUGCACUCCAAAGCGCCACGGUGCAUUGGCAAGCAGGGCACUGGACUCUGGCAGCAAAACACCAAAAACUCCUCAAAGGAUCAAGACACCUAUGCAAGUUACUCCAUCUUCUCGCAGAGGAAAACCACCAAAAACCUGUACAGGGGCAUCUCCACUGAGUCACAAAUUAUUAGAUCUUAAGGCUUCUCCACGACAGUCACUUUCUCAGAAAGUGUCAAGACAGGUUAAUGAAACUCCAAAAGCAGUGAAGAAGCUGCAGUAUUUAAGUGAUGAAGUGAGAGGGAAAGACAAUGCUCUGUGCCCACAGACCCCGUACAAUCUUCGUAGAAGAUUCAAGAAAAAGAUUGCAAUUGCUGCUUCUGAAGAGCAGUAUUCAUCUGAUGAGAGGGAAGCAGAAGAUUUUUCAGGAGAUGAGAGCGACUGGGCCAGUAAAUCAGAAGACUCUCUUACCAAUUCGAGCAGUGAAGAUGAAGAAUGUGAUGGUGUACAGAAUGUGAUUUUAACAAAAAAGGGUGCUGGUUUUGGCCCAAGUAAUUGCAAAAACUUCAAACUCAAUUUUAUGCCAGCAACAGAACAGUAUUUUCAAUCCCAUGCAUCAAGAAAAAUCCAUACUUCUAAUCGUACGUUAGGCAAACUACGCCACAAUCUUCCUCAAGAGAAGCUGCAAAAAUUAUUAUCUGAAACUACAUCUUCACAUACAAAACAUCUUGAAAAGCUGCAAAAUAAUGCUAUUUUUCUCUUUUCAAAGUGGCAGUUCAUGUUAAGGGAAGGUUUCAACAUUUUGUUGUAUGGUGUAGGCUCAAAGCAUAAUUUGUUGAAUACUUUUCAUCAACAAAUCACCGAACCUUCUGUUGUGGUCAAUGGAUUUUUCCCCAGUCUCACUGUCCAGGAGCGUCACAGUUCACGGUUGUUCCUGGUUAUACACAAUAUUGAUGGAGUGAUGCUUCGGAAUGACAAAUGUCAAGAAGUUUUAGCUUCUUUAUCAAGUACCCCUAAUAUUCAUCUUAUUGCAUCAAUUGAUCAUAUAAGUGCCCCUUUAAUGUGGGACCAGAAUGUUCUAAGUUUGUUCAAUUUCUCUUGGUGGGAUACCACUACCUUCCAACCAUAUGUCAAUGAGACUGCAUUUGAAAGUUCUUUGCUGGUACAGCAGUCAGGUCAUUUGGCUUUAUCAUCACUUCAGAAUGUGUUCAGAUCAUUGACAAAUAAUGCUAAAAAGAUUUUUCUCUUGAUGGCUGAAUAUCAAAAGGAACACAAAGAUGAAUCACAUUACAGUGGAAUGCCAUUUAAGAAGUUGUACACAAUGUGUCGCGAAUCUUUACUGGUGAGCUCUGACCUUGCUUUGCGAUCACAGCUGACUGAAUUUUUGGAUCAUAGACUAGUGAAGUCACGUCGUGGUCAUGAUGGCUCAGAACUCCUUUCCAUUCCAAUUGAUAUGAGUAUUUUGGAUCAGUUCAUAAACCAGCAAGAAUUUUUUAUUUUUACAAUUAAAAUAAUAGGAAUUAAUAAUUUAAUA